AUGUCAACCGAACCUUCUCUCCCUAAAUCAGCAGAGGCAGAGCACGAGUGCAAAGAAAGCUCAUGCAAAAGAUGCAGAGGUCAUAAAUGUGAAGAAAAACCCAAAGUUCCCAAACAGCGACAAAGACUUUUACCUGACAAAUCUGAACAUCUGGUUUUGUUUACUCCCCCCUUUUAGAUUGGAACAAAAAAUCGGUAAAUUUCCAUUUUUUGGUAUUUUAACCCUUUUAAAUUGGAAUUAAAUCUUUUUAUAGGAAAUUUCUAUACUAAAUUUUUAUAAAAUAAGUUUUGACCUAAUUUAAUGGAUAAAAUGCAAGUAGAAUAUUAGUUAAACAGUUUUCACACUGAAUCUUUUAAUUUUUUGAAUUUUCUUCACAAACAAAAUUUCAUUAUAUCGUGUUCAAUUUAUAUGUUUUUUAAUUUAUAAUGUAAAAAAUAAUUAAUCCCAUUUGAACUGGAACAGGAUUUAGUUUCAUUUAGGGGGGGGAAAUUAAGAUAAAGUAUCCUUCUCUAUAUGAAAAACUCAGAUCAGCCAUUGUGCAGUUCAGACUGCUUGGAGAAGAAAAAGGCAUCGGAAGAAUGAGGAACAACCAAGAGCCAAUGAUUUCAGAAUGAAAUGAUCUUUUAGAAAACAAAUUCAAAGAAAUCAGAAGGAGAAAGCGACUGGAUUUAGCAAAAUAUAAUGUGAUAUCUUCUCUUGAUGACCUUACGAUGAAUGAUAUGAGAAGAAAUAAUUUACUGUCUGGAGAAGAAAAAAUCACCACAAACUAUGGCACAAAAACGUUCGCAGAAGUUAUUGAGUCGUUGAAGAAGUCCCCAUUUUUCAUUAACUACAUGAAAAGAAAAGAAGUAGAAAAAGAAAUUUUAGAAAUCGGUCCUGAUUUAUUUGCACAGAUCGAGCUCGAAGUAGCUGAAGAGGUGAUUGGAGAAUAUAAUGACUAUUUAGUUCAAGUCAAAAAUUUAAGAAAAAAAUACUUGCAGGAAAGAAGUAAAAAAAGUUCAGAUAAAUUGAGGACAGAAAGCUCAAGAAGCUAUGAAAAUGGAUCAUUUACUGAUAGAUCAUCACUGUAUAGAAAAUCGAAUGAUCGGCCUGCAAGUUUGUCAAGAGGGAAAAUCACAUAUAAAAAAAACACUAUUGAUUUAUACACAGGUGGACCAAAUAUUAAAAAAUUUGAAUGGAAAAUAUAUUCAUAUGAAGAUAGAAUCUGUGCUGCAAUAAAAAUUCAAUCUCAUAUUAGAAGAUAUUUGGCUAGAAAACACUACAUAGCAUUAAAGCUUAACAGAUUGAGACAUAAAAACCGCUCAAAAUCUGUUAAUAGACCGAAUAGAAAAACGCUUUCAACCCUUGAAGACGAAAAAAUUUCGAAGCUUGAGCAGUUAAUUUCUUUUAUAAAAGAAAACGAUUUAAAAUCAAUAAAAAAAAUCACUCAUACUUUUUCCAUAGAUGCUUUAAAUUCAAAAGAUAGCAGAGGAAAUACAGCGCUUUAUUAUGCUUGUCAGCAGGGUUCUCUUCUUAUGGUGUCAUAUUUGUGCACAUUAGGUGCAAGUAUUAAUAUAAAAUGUGAAAAAAAUUCCACUGCUUUGCAUGCUGCAUUUAUGAGCGAUAAUGCUGAUCUUGUAUACUACUUACUCUCCCCUCUCUGUGAGCGAGGAAAACAAUUGGAAAAAGUCCUAUUUUUAGGAAAAUUUUUUAAUAUAAAACAAUUUUUCUCAAAAAAUAUUAUGCUUGAAAUAGUUAUGGGAGGGCUUCUACAAGUAGAAAAUAAUUCAUCUUAUGGAGUAGAGACCCUCCGCAAUAUAUGGAGUGGUUUAUAUACCAACAUAUAAACAAUUAUUAUAAUGAAAUCUCUAGUUAAUUUACUCUAAAGAAUGAAUUUGACUACUUAAAUCAAUAUUAAUUUCAAGAUUUCGAAAAAAAAAUCAAUAAAAAAAUAAGCUGAAGGAAAUUUUGUUGCUCACUCACGAAGGUGGGGAAAGUUAAUAAAUAGAGGAGGAGACUUAACUGUUUUUAAUGAUGAUUUUUCAACUCCUUUAGAUUAUGCAAGUGGAAAAUUAGCCUCUCUUCUUGGAGUCAACUUGAAGCAGCCUAAAGGGAAAAUAGUAGAUAAAGGAGUAAUUAUGAAAAAAUUCAAGCACGGAGCUCUCAGCUAUUUAAGAAAGCAUGAAAGGAGCAACACAGAAAUUAAAAAGCAAGAAGCUAUUUAUACUGAAACUUCAGAAGAGCCAGAAAUGCUGGCUACAUUUCAAGUUAGAGAAAUUCGAGAAUACAGCCCACUAUAUCCUACUGAAAGAUCUUUAUCGCAAAUUUCUCUGAUUUCUCAAGGAAAUUUUUACGAAAAAGGAAACACCUAUUCAAAUAUGGUUAAAUUAUAUAAGAGGAUUAAAGAAGACCAAUGUCCACCUAUAAAAAGAAUUUGUAGAACAAGGUCACAAAUUUUGCGAGAGGAGAGAAAUAAAAUUUUGAUGAAAGAAAUGCCGAAAAUUAAAUUGCUGUCUUAA
Molecule: messenger RNA, 2498 nt
Organism: Blepharisma stoltei
Lineage: Eukaryota; Ciliophora; Heterotrichea; Heterotrichida; Blepharismidae
Source: the annotation of a GenBank genome assembly